UAGGAAGGAUUCUCCUUUUGUUUUUUACCUUUUUAACCCUUUUGGUUUUUGUUUUUAAAAUUAGAAUUAGAAGAUCUAAAAGCCCCCAAAAUCUCUAUGGGAGAGAGAAUUCAUGUCUGAAAUAUUUUCCUUGAAAGUUAUCAGAUUUUCCCUGGAAAUUUCUGUCUCACUAAUCCCAAGGAGCUUUCAGCUGUCUGAUUUCUUGGGUUUGCUUGCUUUUCAUUGCUUUUAAUAUCCCCUUCCUGUUUUGUGGAAUCUCUCUCUCUCUCUCUCUCUCUCUCUCUCUCCUGUGUUAAUCAGAUCUCUCUCAUUUUUAUAGGGUUUGUUGUUGUUAUGUAUAAAGUUAGAGACUUUGUGUCAAGUUUGAUACUUUAUUAGGUUUGUUGUUUGCGUGUCCUUAGUUUGUAGUGUUUUGUGGGAAUUAGAGUGGAUAAUCUUUUGUUUUGAAGUGUAAUUUGGGUGUUUAUUAGGGUUUGGUUGUGUUCUCUUAGGUGUUUGAAUGUCGUGUAGCUUCAAAAUCAAGACUUUUUGGCAUUUCCCUUUUUGUUGCGUGCAAAAUCUACGUUUAGUGGACUCUUUGUUUGUGCCUUCUUGAGUUAUUGAACUAGCUGCCCAAAAGUUUGAUUAGGGUUUUGGGGUUUUUGUGAUUUAUUAAGAUGGAUAAGGAUAAAUCUGCUAGCCACCAUAGUAGUGGUUUACCACCACCUCCAGGCAGGUACUCUAGUUUUUCACCCUCUGGGAGCUCCUUUAAUUUGAAACCUGAGCAAUCACCUUCUACAUUUCCUCCAAUGGCUCCCGGUAGUAGUCCAGACCCUAAUCAUUUCGGUCAUGGAUCGGAUUCUAAUCGAUUUAGUCAUGAUAUCAGCCGAAUGCCUGAUAACCCACCAAAGAAUUUGGGCCACCGUCGGGCCCAUUCUGAGAUCCUCACUCUCCCUGAUGAUAUUAGCUUUGAUAGUGAUCUUGGUGUCGUGGGUGGUGGUGCUGAUGGGCCAACUUUUUCUGAUGAAACUGAGGAAGAUUUGUUGUCAAUGUACCUUGAUAUGGAUAAGUUCAAUUCGUCCUCGGCCACAUCUACUUUUCAAGUUGGGGAGUCUUUGGCUCCAGCAAUGGCAGCACAAGCAAUGGCACCACUGCCUGCAGCAGUGAGUUUGGGUGCUGGUCCAAGUGAAAGGCCUAGAGUUAGGCAUCAACAUAGCCAGUCAAUGGAUGGGUCAACAACAAUCAAGCCGGAGAUGCUCAUGUCAGGUUCUGAAGAGGCCUCUCCUGCAGAUUCUAAGAAAGCUGUAUCUGCUGCGAAGCUAGCUGAACUUGCACUUAUAGAUCCCAAGCGUGCAAAAAGGAUUUGGGCCAACAGGCAAUCUGCUGCAAGGUCCAAGGAGAGGAAGAUGCGUUACAUAGCUGAACUUGAAAGGAAAGUGCAGACACUCCAAACAGAAGCGACGUCGUUGUCUGCUCAAUUGACUCUUCUUCAGAGGGAUACAAAUGGCCUGACCUCUGAAAAUAGUGAACUGAAGCUGCGUUUGCAAACGAUGGAGCAGCAGGUCCACUUGCAAGAUGCCUUGAAUGACGCGCUGAAAGAAGAAAUUCAGCAUCUGAAGGUACUGACUGGUCAAACACCAAAUGGUGGACCCAUGAUGAACUAUGCAUCUUUUGGAGGAGGCCAGCAAUUAUAUCCCAAUAAUCAAGCAAUGCAUACUUUCUUAGCUGCACAACAGUUUCAACAGCUCCAAAUUCAUUCCCAGAAGCAGCAGCAGCAGCAGCAGCAGCAGCAACAGCAACAGUUCCAGCUACAUCAGCUUCAGCAGCAACAACUUCAACAGCAGCAGGAGCAACAGCAGCAGCAACAAGGUGGGGAUUUGAAAAUGAGAGGAUCAUUGACUUCUUCAAGCCAGAAAGAUAAUGGAUCUGAGGCUAAUUCCUCUUCAUCGAAGGAUUGAAAAAGAGAAGGCAGCUACUUAAUGGUCUCUACUGUUGUUUACAUCCUAGUUGCAAUCUGUUGUCACAUAGGAUAUUUUCCCUUCCUUUUAUCUCCAGUCCUUCUAAUAUACAUUACCUUACAUUUCUACCUUACAUUUCUUUUAGGCAGCUCUAUAUUCUAGUUUGCUUAAAGUAUUUAAUAUGGUAUAGUCUAUGUAGAACCUUUAUUACAAUCAUGGGCCUUUGUUGGCGAUUUGUUGAUUCGAAAUUCAUAGGUUUGUCCUCA
Populus trichocarpa (black cottonwood) is the source of this 2203-nucleotide messenger RNA. RefSeq names its product probable transcription factor PosF21. Lineage: Eukaryota; Viridiplantae; Streptophyta; Magnoliopsida; Malpighiales; Salicaceae. The record is from RefSeq and is a predicted model, not a curated record. Gene Ontology annotation, molecular function: DNA-binding transcription factor activity. Gene Ontology annotation, biological process: regulation of DNA-templated transcription. Gene Ontology annotation, cellular component: nucleus. The coding region runs from base 657 to 1937 and encodes 426 amino acids. The transcript is spliced from 4 exons.